This is a messenger RNA of Schistocerca cancellata (South American locust), 1530 nucleotides long. Its product is annotated as macro domain-containing protein RSc0334-like. The transcript is spliced from 11 exons. Lineage: Eukaryota; Metazoa; Arthropoda; Insecta; Orthoptera; Acrididae. The record is from RefSeq and is a predicted model, not a curated record. Bases 475 to 1164 code for a protein of 229 amino acids.
UGCAGGGGAUAGCCACAGAGAUUCUAUGUCUCCAGCGAUGUGUUUACUGAAACAAAUUCCGAGCGAGCGUAUUGUGCUUGGAGUUGCACGUUGUUGAUGCGUAAGAAAUAAUGUUAACGGUAGGCAUUGCACGGGUGCAGGUUGUUUUAAAUAAAUACGGUGUGAAGCCUUUCUGGAAAAUCUGAAAAAAUUGAAAGUGUCGUAAUUAAAAGCUAUUGUUGCUUUCCGUAGCGGUGAAAAGGUUCCCGUAACUAGAAAUUUAGCGACGAUUGUCUGUGGAAAUAGUCAACCUGCUCGGAAGUUUUGGUAUUUGACUUGCAGUUUUACUAAUAUCGUGGAGAAACGUAAUUUUACAGGCAGACGGGGAUAUCUCAUGACUUAAGUAAAAAGACAGAGGUCAUAUUUUCACCCAUACAAACAAUGGAAUACUGAAAACUAAAAAGAGAGCAUGUGCACAUGUUGGAGGACUUUUGAAUGGCAGGUGCUGCAAAAAUUGUAAAUCUCAACCAUGUUGAUACGUGGGAUCAGUACUUUAAGAAGAACAGAGACCGACUGAAAGAUCAUUUUGCAAAUGCCAAAGUGCAAUGUGAUCCUGAUGCACGCUAUUCUCCAAAUAAUAAUCUCAGCAAGAAAGUUUCAAUAUGGCAAGGAGAUAUAACGAAGUUGGAAAUUGAUGCAAUUGUAAAUGCAGCAAAUUCAUCCCUUAUGGGUGGUGGAGGAGUGGAUGGUGCUAUUCAUCGGGCAGCUGGUCCAGAAUUGAAGAAUGAGUGCAAAGGACUUGGAGGCUGUGAGGCUGGUGACGCAAAAAUUACAAGCGGCUAUAAAUUACCAUCAAAAUAUGUUAUUCACACUGUUGGUCCUCAAGGAGAAAAGCCAGGGCUUCUUAAAUCUUGUUAUGAUACGUGUUUGAAUAUACUCGUCAACAAUAAUCUACGAACAGUUGCCUUUCCCUGCAUUUCAACAGGAAUUUAUGUUGGCAGUCCUAAAAUGCCAGCUGGCAGCCGAUGUUACUGUACCAACAAAAACAUGCAUCUGCAACACACGUUGAUUCUGCUGUUACUGCUAGAGAUGAACAAGGAUACCCUCCAAAUGCUGCAGCUAUCGUUGCUCUUAAAACCGUUCGGAGUUUCCUGGAGAAGAAAGGAGAUUCAGUGGACAGAGUGAUAUUUUGCUUGUUCCUGGAAAAUGAUGUGAAGAUUUAUGAAUAUCUUCUGCAGGCCUACUUCCCAGUAGAAUAAACCAUUAAUAAAAAUUGUUUGUAUUUGAUACAAUGUGAGAGACUGGUUCUGAUAAAUAGAAAGGAAUGUGUCAUUACUUUGAUUUGGAUCUUGCACAUACUGUUUUAUCAGUAAAUAAAAAUUUAUUUAAUUUGAACAAAUAUUGCCACCAUUAUGAUGGACAUAAUUGGGAUUUGAAAUAUGUGUACAUUUAUUUAUUAUAUAAUUGUCUUUUUUCACUUGAUUUACUACUUGUUGCAAUUGACUUAUGUAAACGUACAUUGAAAUAAAAUUCUUUGCAACAUGUAGUAUA